Suricata suricatta (meerkat) is the source of this 2623-nucleotide messenger RNA. RefSeq names its product ENTH domain containing 1 (gene ENTHD1). Gene Ontology annotation, biological process: endocytosis. NCBI's taxonomy places the organism in Eukaryota, Metazoa, Chordata, Mammalia, Carnivora, Herpestidae. Bases 232 to 2031 code for a protein of 599 amino acids. The transcript is spliced from 7 exons. The record is from RefSeq and is a predicted model, not a curated record. Gene Ontology annotation, cellular component: clathrin vesicle coat; plasma membrane; endosome. Gene Ontology annotation, molecular function: phospholipid binding; clathrin binding.
UCGCUACAGGAGGCGAUCACCCUAGGAACGAGGGCCUUGAAUUUGAGCGGGAAAAGGCCCGAUGCCGGUGGCUGGAUCUUCCUCUCAGGAAAUUGAUGCCUUGUCAAAAUGGAGAUUAACCAUUUGAGAGCAGCAGAACUGGGGGCCAAUUACCUCUCCAUUUUAUGAACAAUUAUAUGCGCUCAUUUUCCAUUGCUCACCUCCCCAUCUCACUUCCAUCGUGGCUCACCCAUGGCAUUCAGGAGGCAAGUGAAGAACUUCAUGAAGAAUUACUCCGAUGCCGAAAUAAAAGUCAGAGAAGCAACUUCUAAUGACCCUUGGGGUCCCGCUAGUUCUCUGAUGUUAGAUAUCAGUGACCUGACUUUCAACACAAUUUCUCUGUCGGAGAUUAUGAGCAUGCUAUGGCAGAGACUCAGCGAUCACGGGAAGAACUGGCGCCACGUGUACAAGUCCCUUAUGCUCAUGGAUUAUCUCAUCAAGAAUGGGUCGAAGAAAGUCAUCCAGCACUGCAGAGAGGGUAUCUGUAACCUUCAGACACUAAAAGAGUUUCAACACAUAGAUGAAGCAGGAAAAGACCAAGGUUAUUAUAUCCGGGAAAAGUCGAAGCAAGUCCUGACAUUGCUGGUGGAUGAACAGUUGCUGCGCAGAGAGAGAGAAGUCGCGUGUCGGACGAGACAGCGAACCUCCUACUCGAUGACAUUUCCUGAAAGAUUACCUGGCACAGCCGCCUCCCCAGCAGCGCGUGCCUCUGCCCACACACCGGAAGCUCCUGCCUCCGAGAAGAAACCAAACGCUUACGAGGCAGGACUAAAACAAGAGCAGCGCCAAGACACUCCGUUGCCUAGCCGGGCUGUGCUGUUCCGUGGAACACUACCAGCCGAGAUUAAUGCUUGGAAAUCAACAGAGGACCUGAUGUUGUUUUAUGAGGACGAUCCAAAGCCAGUUUUGCCCACAAUUCCUCCUUCCGUCAUCUCGUCAACUAAAUGGUUAUCAGCAGAGCAAGCAGACAUUUGUAACCUCUGCGAUGCAGAUGCUAUGCCUAUUCCCUCAGAAAAAAGCCCAUCUCUGCAGACAAAUGUGAGUUCGGACAAGAAAUCAGACAGUACCGUCACAAAUACCGUAAUUGAAGAUCCUUUGCAAAUGCCUAUGGAGAAGCAGUCCGCUGCAGAAAGUUUUGGAACACUGGCAACUUUACCAUCGUUUUGGUCAUUGAAUGCAGAAGAAUUUAUCAGCCCUAACUUAAGGAUGUCCAAGUUAGAUUCUACGUUCUAUAACCCGACCUCUAUAGAUACGCUCUAUGUCUCUCCUUCAUUCAGAACAUUCGACCCAGUGAAGGAGAUGGUAAACACUAAGGACCAUCAGAGGCCAACACAGCCCAGCAUUGCUCAGAUGGAUGAGGAAAACCUCAAGACUGUGACCCCGUGGGUUUCAACCGCCUCUGAAGGAACAUCCUCCUUUUCUACUUUAUCCAUGCCGUCUCCUGAUUCAGCCUCUCCGGAGAAGUCUGUUCAACUCCUACCCCUGAUUUUGGCGGGACCUUCCUUCUGGACGCUGGCCCAUCAACGGUCUUCUUCUGCCUCCUUUAAAGAUGAAGAUAAGACAGCCAGGGCUCACCACCCCUUUGGCCCUAGGGGCCGAGUGUCUUCAGAUGAAGAGGAGAAUGACAACCUCCAUCUACUAGAAAGUCUGCCAGAUAACUCUGAGUCUGCUAAAAAGCGGACAAGUCCUGCUUCUGCCAGUAACUGGGCAGAGUUCUCCACCCCCAAUGUAGACCACGUCACCUCUGUGUCCUGUCCAAGUUUUCAGACACCUGCCGGCCUGCCUGGGGAGGCUGGAGCAAACAAUUCCAUUAAAGUUCUGCUAGGGGAGGUGAAAAGUGCCGUGGUCAAACUACAUGAAGACCUGAGCACGGUGAUAAGAGAACUGAACGUCAUCAGUAGCCAUCUGGUGAGCAUGAGUGGAAAUAGUCUGCAGCUAAGCAAGACUCUGCAGCUGCCCCAGGCUCCUGAGGGCACCUCCGAUCACAGCUAACGAGCCCAAGAGCCACUUUUGGUAGAACUCAUGUGGUCCCACUUCCUGAAGAUUUAAGUUAACCUUUUGUAGAUUCUCAUCAUUCUGGCAAAAAUCGGAUGGUGGUUUGACUUCUCCUUGUCAGGCUUAUUUACGAAUUAUCUUCCAAACUAAUAAACUCAUUUGGGUGGUUUAUUUUAAAAAAAAAAAAAAGAAAAAGUAUCAUCUUUGAUAAUGUAUAACAUUUAAAUAUGAUCUGUUUUUCAUUUGAAACUGAAGACAAUCUUUCUUCCAUGCACUGGACUUUACCUCAAACUAUGUUAAGCAUUAGUGGAAGUUGUGGCAAGACCAGAGCUGUUGGGCGAGCAGGGGCAAGAAGCCCUUCAGAGCCUGGGGUAGCUAGUCCAGAUGCUCAUGCGCCAGGUUCCAGAUUCUGCAAACCGACGGCCAGCAAUCUCUCCCCUCCUGUGGCCGCCCCCGUUGGUUGGGAGUUGGGCUGAGACAGGUGGGAAUGGAACAGGCGUUCUUGUUGUUCAUGUAGAUUGCAAAAUAAAUUCAAAUGCAUACUUUUCUCCUUGUAUUUGGAAAAUAAAUGCGACAUUUUUCCAUCUUC